AUGGAUCACGAUCAAAAGUUACUUCUCGUAAUUCUUAUGUACCUGUACAUCCGUUUGUUUUGGAAGAGGGGUGUGAAACGAUUGCGGGAUAAUGAUUCGGAAAUGACAGGACAUGAAUACACAUUGGAGUUGUUACAUCGUAAUCGUUUACAAUGUGUUGAAGUACUACGCAUGUCUCUUGACUCUUUUGUACGACUAUGUGCUCAUUUUAGAGCAAAUUAUUCAUUAAAGGACAGCAAACAUGUAUCGGUUGAGGAAAAGAUGGCCAUGUUUUUGAUGAUGAUCGACCAUAAUCAACGUUACGUGAUUAUCAAGCGGAGAUUUCAACACUCGAAGCAAACAAUUCAUAAAUUUUUUUAUGAAGUGUUGGAAAAAAUGAUGCUUUUCGCACAAGAUGUUAUAGUACCAACUUCUUUUAAUCCGAAUCCAAACAUUCCAGGACAUAAUAGGAGGCUACGACGGGUUUUCAAAGGGGCGGUCGGUGCACUUGAUGGUACUUUGAUACAUGCUGUUGUCCCUGCUAAGAAACAAGACUUAUAUAGAAGUAGGGGAAAGGGAGACUGCUACCAAAACGUAUUGGCAAUUUGUGACUUCAAUAUGAUUUUCACAUUUGUUGUGGCCGGGUGGGAAGGAGAGAAGGAAUGA
Messenger RNA from Lactuca sativa (garden lettuce), 645 nucleotides. RefSeq lists its product as uncharacterized. NCBI's taxonomy places the organism in Eukaryota, Viridiplantae, Streptophyta, Magnoliopsida, Asterales, Asteraceae. The record is from RefSeq and is a predicted model, not a curated record.